Messenger RNA from Camellia sinensis, 1880 nucleotides. Its product is annotated as beta-glucosidase 18. NCBI's taxonomy places the organism in Eukaryota, Viridiplantae, Streptophyta, Magnoliopsida, Ericales, Theaceae. Gene Ontology annotation, biological process: carbohydrate metabolic process. Gene Ontology annotation, molecular function: beta-glucosidase activity. The record is from RefSeq and is a predicted model, not a curated record.
AAGGGGUAGCAGGCACCUAUCCUUAACCCUUUACCAAACCCAUGAAGAAUAUAUAUAUAUGUAUAGAUGAGCCAAUAUGUCCAGAAUGUCCGUAACUUUUUCGUAGUUACACUGAUCUUGAAAUCUUUGACAAAUUAAAACAAACCAAAAUGAAAGACAAAAGUAUUCAUUUCUACCUCUGCUUUCUUCUCCUUUUUUCCUCUGUUCAUUCUUUUGUUGAGAGCUUCAAUGAAGCAGAGGACAUCAAAAGAUCACAAUUCCCAGAUGGUUUCUUCUUUGGAACAUCCACUUCUUCAUACCAAAUUGAAGGAGCAAUUCUUGAAGAUGGUAAGAGUCUCAGCAACUGGGAUGUUUUCACUCGCAUUCAAGGUGGCCAAAGAAAUGGAGCAAAUGGAGAUGUAGCCAAUGAUCAUUAUCGCCGCUACUUGGAGGACAUUGAGUUAGUGCAGUCAUUGGGGGUCAAUGCUUACAGAUUCUCAAUCUCAUGGGCCAGAGUUCUACCUAGAGGUAGAUUUGGAGAAGUCAAUCCAACUGGUAUCAUGUUCUAUAACAAAAUCAUUGACAAUCUUUUGCUCAAAGGAAUUGAGCCAUUUGUGACGAUAAAUCAUAAUGACUUCCCUCAAGAACUUGAGGACAGAUAUGGGUCUUGGCUCAGUCCUCUUAUGCAGGAAGAUUUUGUGCAUUUUGCGGAAACUUGUUUCAAGAACUUUGGGGAUCGAGUGAAGUACUGGAUCACAAUCAACGAGCCGAACUUAUUUGUAGAAAGCGCCUACUUGCAGGGAUCAUUUCCACCGGCUCAUUGUUCUGAACCUCAUAGCAACUGUUCAGCUGGAAAUCCUAACACGGAGCAUCUUAUUGCAAUGCACAACAUGUUACUGUCACAUGCCAAGGCUGCCAAGCUCUACCAUGAGCAUUUUCAGCCAAAACACGGUGGAUUCAUAGGAAUCGUGGCGUGUGCAUUCAUGUACGAGCCACUGACAGACAAUGAAUUUGAUAAUGAAGCUGCAAGAAGGGCCUUGGCUUUUGAUUUGGCCUGGAUAUUUGAUCCCCUAGUAUUUGGAGAUUAUCCUCCAGAAAUGCGGCGUUACCAAGGAAAUGAAUUACCCAGAUUCUCUGCAGAGGAAAGGAUGUUUAUAAAAGGCAGUAUUGACUUCAUCGGCAUUAACCAUUACUCAACUUUUUAUGCCAAGGACUGCAUUCAUUCUAGUUGCAAACUUGAAGGGAAUGAUCAUAUCAUGGGGUUUUCCUAUAUUACCGGGGAACGCAAUGGUGUUCCAAUUGGAGAACCGACUGGGAUGGACGGUUUGUACAUAGUUCCAAGAGGCAUGGAGAAGAUCAUCGAUUAUCUUAAGAAAAGAUACCAUAACAAGCCUAUAUUUGUGCUUGAAAAUGGGUAUGCUCAACAACGACAAGGUAUUGCAGUGCAAGACUUGCUACAUGAUGUGAAGCGAAUCGAAUUUCACAAAGCAUACCUUUCUUCCUUGGCCACAGCAAUCAGGAAUGGAGCCGAUGUACGUGGAUAUUUCAUAUGGACAUUGAUGGAUGACUUCGAAUGGCUAAAUGGUUAUAGCAUCGCAUUUGGACUUUAUUAUGUCGAUCGACCAACCCUAAGACGUAUACCAAAGCUAUCUGCCAAAUGGUAUACGGAUUUUCUAACAAACAGUACUAUUACUGGGCCUACUAGCCUCCAAGAUAGGGUUGUAAUGGUGAAUAGAACAAGUUCAUUGAGACAAAAAAUAUUAUACUCACAAGAUUAAAUACCAAACUGGCACCAAUGUAAUUAGAUUCCAACGUUGUAUAUUGUUUGUUUGUGAAGAUGUAUACUAAAUUAUUUUGUAGUUUCCUUCGAAUUUCAAGUUUAUUUAUUUAUUUUAUUUUUU